This is a messenger RNA of Aspergillus versicolor CBS 583.65, 897 nucleotides long. Its product is annotated as pyrroline-5-carboxylate reductase family protein. The transcript has 2 exons. Gene Ontology annotation, biological process: L-proline biosynthetic process. The record is from RefSeq and is a predicted model, not a curated record. Lineage: Eukaryota; Fungi; Ascomycota; Eurotiomycetes; Eurotiales; Aspergillaceae. Gene Ontology annotation, molecular function: pyrroline-5-carboxylate reductase activity. The coding region runs from base 1 to 897 and encodes 298 amino acids.
AUGCUGUCCACUGGAAAACCUCUCCGAUUAGCCUUCCUGGGCUGCGGCCACAUUGGAAAAGCCCUACUAGGCGCUGUAUUGCCAACCGUAUCCCCCACCAGCCGUAUAUCCCAAAUCACAGUCUCGCAGCACCACAAAGAGGCCCAGGCAGACCUGCAGCGCCAAUUUCGAGACAGUCUCCACAAGGUGAACUUCGUCCACCAGCAGAACAUCGAGGCCGUCAAGAAUUCAGACGCCGUCUUGCUAGCCUUCCCCCCAAACCGAAUCCACGAUGUCCUGGGAGAAGAAGGCAUGCGCGAGAGCCUCAAGAAUAAAAUUGUCAUCAGCAUCCUGGCGCGCACGCCGAGGGAGAAAGUACAAAGUACCUUCCGCGGAGCACAGUUUACAAAUGAAUACGGAUCCUCCAAGAGUCAGAAUGAGCUUCGAAUUGUACGCGCAAUGCCCACCAUUGGAGCAGGCAUCCACGAAUCCGCCACCCUGAUCGCCAACCCUGCUACUGAAAGUCCAGCGGAGCGUGAAGCCGUAGACUUCGCAGCAGACCUUUUCCGUAACCUCGGCCGCGUCUUCCGAAUUCCGAAUGACUACUUCGAUGCUGCGACCGGGAUGAGCGCUGCUACGAAUGCCCUUACAACCGUUGCCGUCCAGGCGAUCGUGCAGAGCGCUGCUGCUCAUGGGGUUCCCACUGAGCAUGCUGUUGGUAUCGCCUCGCAGUGUGUUCGGGGUACAGCUAGCAUUAUGCUGUCUGGCGUUGGGCCUGAUGAGCUGGAGCACUCAUUGUCUACUCCAGGCAGUAUCACUGAGCAGGCAAUUUCUGGGUUCAAGGAUGGGGAGAUUAGUGCAGUGCUUGACCGGGUGAUUUCUGUUGCUGUAGCUAAGUCGAAGGAUCAUACGGCGUGA